AUGUCACUCUUUCAUAGCGUGACACCUCAAUCUGCAUACCGUCAAAUUAUGGUUGAAAAACUGGCCAAUGCGGCAGCGCAAUCAAGUGCUGAAAAUGUCAUUUUGCGGGAGGAGCUCAAGAGGUUACGGGAGCGGGGACAAACAGAUAUGACAAAGGUUAAAAGCCGUAAAGUACUCUCAAAAGCACUAGUAGUAACUGUAGAUUGUGUUCUCAAGUUGCGCGCACAACAGGAAGAGAAGGAUAGGGCCGCAAAUGAGAAAAAGGUCAGGGCCGCUCUCAAGAAAAAAGAAAAGGAGGAACAGGAAGAGAACAAACCCCGAAUUCAAAAGAAGAAAAACCCGGCCAAACAGGCAUCUCAGCGAACUCCUAUUGUGCAUUUUGAGGAGGGGGACGGUUUCUCUACUGAUGAGGGUGCAGCUAGCGAGGGUGGUCAAGAAUUUGAGGUCUCACCUGCAUAUAUAGAUAGAACUACAAGUAGAAGAAGUUUAGAAGUCCCUAGUAUAGAAAGUAGUAUUAGUACGAGGUCUGGGAGGAAGCUGAGAGCACAUAAGUAG
Molecule: messenger RNA, 555 nt
Organism: Morchella importuna
Lineage: Eukaryota; Fungi; Ascomycota; Pezizomycetes; Pezizales; Morchellaceae
Exons: 1
Coding region: 1-555 (184 amino acids)
Source: RefSeq, a predicted model, not a curated record